This is a messenger RNA of Seriola dumerili (greater amberjack), 972 nucleotides long. RefSeq names its product protein FAM13A-like. Bases 154 to 972 code for a protein of 272 amino acids. Gene Ontology annotation, biological process: signal transduction. The record is from RefSeq and is a predicted model, not a curated record. NCBI's taxonomy places the organism in Eukaryota, Metazoa, Chordata, Actinopteri, Carangiformes, Carangidae. The transcript has 5 exons.
CAAGCCUAAAGUUGGGAGUUAGGACCAUCGAAGUAAUUAGUCCUCUUGCGUCGGACUUCCUGAUAGUUUCAGAGAGGGGAGCAUCAUGUCGAGGAAGGAAAACACGUUUACGAGUGAAAAAUGGAGAGCUGUCCCGGUCCGGUGAGCUGAAAAAUGGGAGCAUCAGUAUCGCUCUGUAACGACCCGUCUUCAGUGAGAAUCCUGAAGCCCAGCGCGAAGGUCAGCCCAGAGCUCAUCGCUCCCACCCUGGUUUCAGAGCCUGAAUUGGCCGCCAGGUGUGUGUUUGGUGUCGCCUUGGAAAUACUGAGAGAGGAAGGACAGAUGGUCUGUGGAAUACCCCUUGUGUUAAGAGACAUGGUGGAGUUCCUGGAUAAGAAUGGAAUGCACCACAGAGGUCUGUUCCGUCUGUGUAGCUCAGUUGCGCGGACCAGGCAGUUGAGACAGCAGUGGGACAGUGGAGAGAGGGUGGACCUGGAGCUUGAGGGAGAUGUCCCAACUGUGGCUUCGCUCCUCAAACUCUUCCUACGGGAGCUGCCCACCCCCAUAGUUCCAGAACCCCGGCGCAAACAGCUGGUUCUGAGUCUCAUGGGUACUAGGAAAGGAUAUACAGUUGACACAGAGAUGAACCAGUCUCUAAGAGAAAAUCUUCACCACCUCCCUGCUGACAACCUCAUUAUUUUGUCUUACCUCAUCCACUUUUUGUCCAGAGUGGCCGCUCACAGCCAGUCAAAUCACAUGCCUGUGGAAAAUCUGGCAACCAUCUUUGGGCCUUGUAUAUUCCAUGUUCCUGCAGGACCCAGGAUGCUAGAAGAGCAGACUGUGUGUAAUGGCCUGUUGCUCCAUCUUCUCCUGCAUCAGAAGGUUCUCCUUCCAAUCCCAGCAGAGAACACACUGGCCUCCUCCUCACCCCCUCCUCCUACUCUCUCUGCUCUUUCACACUUUGAGGUGAACCAUAUACAUAUAAUUUUUUAA